AUGGACUCAGAUUCUACAGAAAUGAUGAACGAAAUCAAAAACAAAGUAAUAUUGCAUUGGAAUUAUCGAGACCUUGUGGAACUUCCAGAAGCAUUAAGGAUUUGUGGAAACCAUAUUCAAGAAAUAUAUUUAAAAAGGAAUAAGCUUACUACUUUACCUUCAUGGAUUAUGGAACUGUACAAUGUUACUAAUUUGUAUAUCUUUGGAAAUCUAAUUAAAGAAAUACCUCCAGAACUUUGUCAAAUGAGUCAGUUAAUAGUCCUUGAUUUGAGUCACAAUUGCUUGGAGCAAAUACCUCCUUGUAUAGGAAACUUAGUUAGUCUAAAGUCUUUAUUACUAAAUCAAAACCUUCUCAAGAAACUGCCAAUUGAAAUGAACCAAAUGCAUAACUUAGAAGUUUUGUCUAUCUCUGAAAAUGAAUUUGUUGCAUUGCCAGAAUGGAUUGGUUCUUUACCUAAAUUAAAGGAAUUAAAUGCAGAUUACAAUGAUUUAAAAGAACUUCCCAAUAGGUUGACUAUGUCAACCGAACUAUCACUAAUUUCUGUGUGUUCUAACAGCUUAAGGUAUUUGCCAUUGAAUGGAUUUGUAUCAUCUCCUUCUAUUAGAUUUGAUGCAAAUGUAUAUUUGAAUUAUUUGUCUUAUCCACUUCUAUAUCAAUUAAUUUCUCAAAAUCAAGACUCACUUAUAUAUGAUGAAAGAAAUGCUAUGGGUUAUGGGUAAAUAUUAAAAUUCUUUAUCAAUGUAAAAUUAAAUAAUGUAAUAAAUGCACCAUAUGAAGAGAAUACUGACUUCAUGAUUGAAUUACCACGUCAACUUUUGAAAGUUCAUAAUAUACACGAAAAUAUAGUUAUUUCUUUAUGGGAGUUAGCUUUGAGAAAAGUUUAUACUGAAAGGUAUAAACACACACUUAACAUUUCUACAUCACCUAUGAACAUAAACGUUCAAUAUGAACCAGUUGCAAUAAAAAAUUGCCAGAAACUUGAUUUUAGAAUAUUUUCCAUUAACUAUGCUCUGUGUGACUUGCUAAUGAAUGGACCAACUAGCAUCUGUGUAAAUUUUCAAUGUCAACAGCCAAUCUUUACAGAAGCAUGGGUUAUUGUUGGUGUGAGUCAUUAUGCAGAGUUUAUGACAACAGUUGCAUUAUGCUGUUGUAAAAGAUGUGCAUCUGAAUUUUCUAAACAUUCCAAUCUGACAGUCAGACAUAACUGGCAUUGUGUAAAUUAAUGAUAUAUUAUUUAGAAAA
Molecule: messenger RNA, 1243 nt
Organism: Habropoda laboriosa
Lineage: Eukaryota; Metazoa; Arthropoda; Insecta; Hymenoptera; Apidae
Product: leucine-rich repeat-containing protein 28-like
Exons: 6
Molecular function (GO): protein binding
Source: RefSeq, a predicted model, not a curated record